Messenger RNA from Vitrella brassicaformis, 1515 nucleotides. The record is from the annotation of a GenBank genome assembly. Lineage: Eukaryota; Vitrellaceae.
CCAGCUAUAAGCACUAGGAACAACGUCAAUUCCCCACAAGAGUCCCUCACAAAAUGAUAGAACAGCGUCCGUACCGCGCACGCGCAGGACGAACCAUCCCGGACGGGCAGCCACAAAUGCGGGACACACAGAUCUCUGAGCCAGUCAGCCACCAACGGGAACACACUCACUCGACUGGUCCCCCAUCGUCACGCCCACUGACGCCCACUGACAAAUACACACACAUUCCAUCCCUCCCUCCCUCCCUGACUAGCAGCGGCUUCACCCAGAUGGGCAGACCUACGACGCGGCCUCCCGCGAGAGCUUGAUCUCGUCCACUCUCACCACCCUCUUCUCCCUCAUCGAAAUGUCGGCCGCCAGCGCCACUCGCAGGGCCGUGAGGGCAUCGGCACCGCUCACCAGGGGGGCGCUGCGGGUCAUCACAGCAUCCAGGAACGACUCGGCCUGCCGGAGCAUCGACUCAGGGAAACGCUGACAGAUCGACAGGGCGUAUUACAGCAUGCACAGGCAUAUGAUGAGCUAUGGCGGUGGGCUGCUGUCCUGUCUUCUGUUGUGCGUACCUCUCUGAACCAGUAGUGUGGUUUGUCGGUCAGCGUGCCCUCGCUCUUGACGCUCUCGACUCGUGUGGGCGUCUCGUUGAGUGCGCGCAGCAUGCCCUUCCUACCGAAGACUUCCAUGCGCAUGUCGUAGCCAUACACCGCCUCCCUACUGUUGUCAAUCGAGCACAGCGCCCCGUUCUCCAGCCACAGCGUCACCACACACGUGUCAAUAUCACCGGCCUGCCCGAUGGCCUCAUCCACACGGACCGCCCCGGCGGCACACACCGCCUCGAUCUCGCUGCCGGCCACGUAGCGGCACAUAUCAAAGUCAUGAGCCGUCAUGUCGUGGAACAGACCGCCCGAUGACUUGAUCCAGUCGAUAGAAGGGGGCGGCUCCGGGUCUCGCGACGUGAUCCGCAUGAUGUCCACUGUCCCGAUCUCCCCCGACCGGUACCGCUCCCUCACGUUGGCGAAUGAGGGGUCGAAUCGCCGGUUGAAGCCCACCUGCAGAAGGACGCCAGCCGAGCGAGCCACUUGCAAGGCCUCCUCGGCGCCCUCGAGGGUCAUGUCGAUGGGCUUCUCGCAGAAGAUGUCCUUGCCUUCGCGGGCGGCCUCCUUGAGUAGGGGGCCGUGGGUAUCGGUGGUGGUGCAGAUGUAGACAGCUUUGACCUCAGGGUCAGCAAUGACGUCCUUGUAGUUGCUGCUGAGCUUAUGAAUGCCGAGCUCCUCCAGCCACUCACGGUGCCUCUCGAUGAAUGGGUCGGCCACGUGGAUGACUUGGCAUUUGUCACGCAGCCGGCAGAGGCUGUUGAGGUGCAGUCUGCCGACUCUCCCAGUGCCCAGCAGGCCCAAACCCACACGCUGCUUCUCAGGCGGCAUGCUGAGAGGAAACCAAUCCGAGAAAACAGAAAGGACUGCAAACAAACAGGCACGAUGCGGGCACGACGGACUCGAAGGCUUUUGAGGAAAAUGGCAC